CACAAUAAACACAAGUGACAUUUUCAAUUAGAGGAAAGACAAGGGAAACUUUUACUUCAACCCAUGACUAAUGAAAAAGAAUGUUUUGUAAUUGCCUUAUAACUUACAAACUAACAAAGUACCUCGUGCACUUUGAUGCUUAGAAACUGACAUAAUAACUUAAUAAUCAUUAUGCAGCAAUUAGGGCAUAUGCAUAAGCAGCAGUAGCAAAGAAAAAAAGAGUCACUGUCCGGUCUGCAUCCCCCCGUCACUGCGUGCAUCCCAGAGUCCUCGCCUCGCGCCAGCGCUUCUGCUCCUGCACGUCAACUCCCCGUUGAGGAAGGAGGUUUCCAUCUUUGCAAGCGUUUGCAAACCAGAUGCAGACAAUUGCCUGUUCUUUCUACAGACUUUCGGAGUUCGGUCGUCUGCGAUUCUUGACAUCACACUGAUGGUCUUCACUUCUGCGCGCUGCACCCCGCCUGCCGGGGCGGAGGAGCGCUGGACCACAGAGACGCACAAGGAGGCGAGGGCAGGCUGAUGUUAGCAGCUGUGGAGAGACUGAGUCUGCCAGUUAAAACUACAGAGACAGCUAAGGCGAACUUAAUGAAGUAAUUGUGGUUAAUGACGUUGGUUUAGAUAACAGAUCUACUGCGUGACCACUGCGUUUGCUUGCUUUGUGAUUUGUAACUGCAUGUGUAUUUAUAGGAAUGGAUGGUUGAGGCUAGGUUGUGCUGUCAUUUCUGCAAAGUGAUGGCAGGUCCUUAGCAGCUCACUUUCAUAUUUCUCCUGGAGUUAGUGCGCGUGUAGUUACUUCUCUGCACCCCGCUGUUUACGUCUCUCAUCUGACUCUCAACAAUGGUCGCUGACGUUUCAGCGCGACACACUUGUCCAAGUCUUGUGCAUCUUUUCUUGCUCGACCGUGACUUGAUCUGCAGAUAACUUUCAUAGCUUAACAAACCAGUCAGAUGCUUUGAGAUAGCAGUGAUGAUAUUUACUCAUGUGUUCUGAUCGGUAGACUACUUUCAGUCCACUUUACAGCAAAGACAAACAGGACUAUGACUUGGUCUAAACUUUGCUCUGCGCCCCUGCGGAUGAUCCAGUGAAAAAGUGUCAAAUCUUAUGUAGUUUAAUCGUGUUAGCCUGAAGAUGUUAGGAAGUCCGUCAAACAACGGCGGCAUCAGAAUGCUGGCGCCCCCGGCUCCGAACGACGACAGGCGGGUAGAGUUCGUGGCUCUCACCGCUGUCCACACGGAGAGAAGCGAGCCGUCCACCCCGGAGCGCGGACAUCCGUCUCACCGCACAGGUCUGCUGGGCACCCCGCUGACCGGGCCGCCUGGACCCCGGGCCAACUCAUCCGCCUCAAGCAAGCGCUACAGAAAGUUGCAAAACUGCCUGUACAACGUGCUGGAGAGACCAAGAGGAUGGGCAUUCAUCUACCAUGCGUUCAUUUUUCUGCUGGUGUUCAGCUGCUUGGUGUUGUCUGUGUUCUCCACCAUCCGCGACCACCAGAAGGUUGCCAACCAAGGCCUCUUCAUCCUGGAAUUUGUGAUGAUUGUGGUGUUUGGGUUGGAGUACUUCAUCAGGAUCUGGGCUGCUGGCUGUUGCUGCAGAUACCGUGGAUGGCAGGGACGGCUGAGAUUUGCCAGAAAGCCCUUUUGUGUCAUAGACUUCAUAGUAUUUGUGGCGUCGUUGGCAGUGAUCGCUGCAGGUACGCAGGGUAACAUCUUUGCCACCUCGGCACUGCGGAGCAUGCGCUUCCUCCAGAUUUUGCGGAUGGUUCGUAUGGACAGACGGGGAGGAACCUGGAAACUACUGGGCUCAGUGGUUUACGCACACAGCAAGGAGUUGAUUACAGCCUGGUACAUAGGUUUCCUGGUCCUGAUCUUUGCCUCCUUCCUCGUCUACCUGGCAGAGAAAGACAUCAACUCAGAUUUCAACACCUAUGCGGACUCCCUCUGGUGGGGGACUAUUACUCUCACUACUAUUGGCUAUGGUGAUAAGACCCCUCGUACCUGGCAGGGACGGCUCCUAGCUGCUGGCUUUGCUCUUCUGGGAGUCUCCUUCUUUGCCCUGCCUGCUGGAAUUCUGGGCUCAGGCUUUGCCUUGAAGGUUCAAGAGCAGCACCGGCAGAAGCACUUUGAGAAGAGGAGGAUGCCUGCUGCCAACCUGAUACAGGCUGCAUGGCGUCUCUACUCUACAGAUCCCAAACACUCCUAUCUAACAGCUACAUGGUACUUCUAUGACAGCAUGUUGCCUUCGUUCAGAGAACUGACGCUACUGUUCAGUCACCUCCAGCGACAGCGUAACACCAAGAAGGUUCUCCACAACUCCUACCACACGCUGCUGUCUGGGCUGCGGCCCUACAGCUCCCCCUACCUGUCGGGAGACAGCAGUAAAAUGGGUUUCCGGGAUCGGAUCAGGAUGAACAAUUCCCGAUCCUCCCAAACCAUUCGGAACAAGGCAUCACCGCUGCCCCCGGGCCCCGGUGUCAGACGCUCUCCCAGCCAGGAGAACGUCCCCGAGAUGACCAGCCCGGGGAAGGUCCAGAAGAGCUGGAGCUUUAACGACCGCACACGCUUCCGCACCUCGCUUCGCCUCAAACCACGACCUCCUGCUGAUGUGGAGGGAGUCGGGGAGGACAGUGUAGAAGACAAACCAUAUUAUGACGUGGCCAUGGAGGAGGUAAUCCCAGCAGUGAAGACACUUAUACGAGCUGUCAGGAUCUUAAAGUUCCUUGUGGCCAAGAGGAAGUUUAAGGAGACGCUGCGUCCGUAUGAUGUGAAGGACGUCAUAGAGCAGUACUCUGCUGGACACCUGGACAUGCUGGGCCGUAUCAAGAGUCUUCAGAUGCGGGUGGACCAGAUAAUUGGACGAGGAACAGUUCAGCCCGAUAAGAAGGCACGCCCUGAAAAAGGAGAGAAGACACCACCAGAACUGGACCCACUGGAUGAGCUAAGCAUGAUGGGACGUGUAGUCAAGGUGGAGAAACAGGUACAGUCCAUAGAGAACAAGCUGGACCUCCUGCUCAAUUUCUACUCCCAGUGCCUAAAGAAAGGUUCAUCCCACUUUACCCUGUCCUCCCUCCUUGAGCCCGACCUGACAUCUGACUACCACAGCCCUACGGACCAAAGAGACCUCUUCCCCUCUGCUAACACGCUCAACAUCUCCCAGUCCGAAAGUGGCAACUUGGAAUGACAGUGAGCUGAGUAAUCUGGGGGCUGUUCGAACACAGACACAAACCCUUCGCAGUACUUCUUCCGUCAGCUGAGCCCUCACUCCGAGCAGCCCUCACUACAUGUCUCCUCUUCCCUUCAUUUCAUUUUUUGUCUGCAACCCAUCUCAAAACUGCAUCCUCACCCAUUUUCUUCGAGUGAAUGUCUCUCCACAGCUGAUUCAGACAGAGGCCACCAGAUGGCUCCACCAGACAAGGAGCCUCAGCCAAAGCUGC
Molecule: messenger RNA, 3427 nt
Organism: Seriola dumerili (greater amberjack)
Lineage: Eukaryota; Metazoa; Chordata; Actinopteri; Carangiformes; Carangidae
Gene: kcnq4
Product: potassium voltage-gated channel subfamily Q member 4
Exons: 14
Coding region: 1126-3174 (682 amino acids)
Biological process (GO): transmembrane transport; potassium ion transport
Cellular component (GO): membrane
Molecular function (GO): voltage-gated potassium channel activity
Source: RefSeq, a predicted model, not a curated record